Molecule: messenger RNA, 972 nt
Organism: Vigna umbellata (rice bean)
Lineage: Eukaryota; Viridiplantae; Streptophyta; Magnoliopsida; Fabales; Fabaceae
Source: RefSeq, a predicted model, not a curated record
AUGGUCUAUGUUGAUGAUAUCCUUCUUUCUGGAAAUAACUUGUCUGAAAUCACUACUGUCAAAGAUAAUCUCCACAGCAAGUUUCACAUUAAAAAUCUUGGAGAUCUCAAAUAUUUUCUAGGAUUCGAAAUUGCUAGAUCUCAAGCUGGAAUAUGUAUCAAUAAAAUAAAAUACUGUCUUGAAUUGAUUUCUAAAGCUGGUAUGUUAGGAUGUAAACCUGCUUCCACACCUGCUGAUCCUUCUGUCAAACUUCAUGCUGAUGACAGUAUCCCUCUCACAGAUCCUUCUUCUUACCAGCGUCUUAUUGAACGAUUACUCUAUCUCACUAAUAUGCGGUCUGACAUUGCUUUUGUCGUCCAACAACUUAGCCAAUUUAUUUAUACUCCUCGCCAACCUCAUAUGCAACAAGCCAUGAGGAUCAUUAGAUAUUUAAAGAAUGCUCCUGGUUCUGGUAUAUUAUAUGCUACUGAUAAUUCCUUUCGCAUUCAUGCAUACUCUGAUUCCGAUUGGGCUACUUGUGCUACCACUAGAAGAUCCAUCUCUGGUUUCUGUGUUUUUCUUGGAACUGCUCUUAUUUCUUGGAAGUCAAAGAAACAAACCACCGUUUCCAAAUCUUCUUCUAAAGCCGAAUACAGGUCCUUAGCUUCUAUAACUUGUGAACUGCAAUGGUUGCAAUAUCUUUUAAAAGAUCUGCAUAUACCAUGUCUGACUCCUUACUCAGUCUAUUAUGACAACAAUUCUGCUAUUCACAUUGCCAAGAAUCCCACCUUUCAUGAAAGAACCAAACAUAUAGACAUAGAUUUCCACAUUACUAGACAAAAGCUUCAUGAUGAUCUCAUCAAGCUUCUCCAUGUGUCUUCUACCAAUCAAGUUGCGGGUGUUUUCACCAAAUCUCUUUAUCCUUCUCCUUUUAACACUAUUACUUCCAAGCUAAACAUGCAUAAUAUCCAUGUUCAUCUUGAGGGAGGGUGA